Molecule: messenger RNA, 2067 nt
Organism: Tachyglossus aculeatus (Australian echidna)
Lineage: Eukaryota; Metazoa; Chordata; Mammalia; Monotremata; Tachyglossidae
Gene: PIGQ
Product: phosphatidylinositol glycan anchor biosynthesis class Q
Biological process (GO): GPI anchor biosynthetic process
Cellular component (GO): membrane; endoplasmic reticulum
Source: RefSeq, a predicted model, not a curated record
GGGCUCAGACGGGGGGCACAGGGGAGUUUGAUCAGGGGCAGAGAGAGGCACAGACUGGGGCCACUGGCCCAGGAAUGGUCUCCACGGAGAGCAGACCUCGGAAACGCUGAGCAGGAGAUGGCCAUCCCCAGAUCCCCACCUCCAGCCCAGCACCAACCAGGACUAGGACCGCCGGGCCUGCAGGCUUCAGACAUCCCAUCGACGCUGUUUGCAGGAAGGGUGGGCUUGGCGACGAGAUCCAGGCGGACGUCCGAGCAGCCCCGUGUCCGCCCCCGCCAUGGCGCUGAAGGUCUUCUUCCCCUCCUGCUGCUCGGGGGCGGACAGCGGGCUGCUGAUCGGCCGCUGGAUCCCGGAGCAGAGCUCGGCCGUGGUCCUGGCCGUCCUCCACUUCCCCUUCAUCCCGUGCCAGGUGAAGGAAUACCUGUCGGCGACGCAGCGGGCCGGCCGGACGCCGCUGACCGUGCUGGGCACGUGGUGCCACGCCCGGAGGGACGAGGACGAGGGCCUGGGCCGCUUCCUGGAAGACCUGAGCGCCAUUUUCUCACACGACCCCUGGCUCCAGCUGGGCCGGGAGCGCGGCGGGAAGUCCUGGAGCUGCGCCCGCUGCGGGCCGGGCCCCCCCGAGGCCGACCCGCCCGUCCUGGUCUACUAUGACCAGCGCCAGACCGUGCUGUCGCAGCUGCACCCCGUCCCGCGGCCGGACGCCGCCCGGCUGGCGGCCGUCUUCGACACGGUGGCCGGGAGCGAGGCGCUCUUCCGGACCGACCGCUACGCCGAGGGGCCCGUCCGGCUGAGCCACUGGCAGUCGGACGGCGUGGAGGCCAGCAUCCUCGUGGAGCUGGCCAAGCGGGCGGCCGUGCCCGCCUGCGCCCUCGUCACCUUUCUGCUCGCACUCGUCACCAGCCUCUGCCAGUGCCGGGUUGUCCGAUUUUGGCCUUUGUCUUUCGUCUGGAGCAAGCUGUCCACCUGCGAACAGUUGGGGUAUCGCCUGGAGCACCUCAAGUUGGUCUUCAGCAACCAAAAGGCGGAGAAUCAGACGCAGCUGAUGAGAAAAGCCAACAUCUUUGUCUCGCUCCUGGUGGACGUGACCCUGGGAGUUCUGCUGGUAUCCUGGCUGUAUAGGAAGAACCGGAUCGGACAGCUGGCCAACGCCCUCACCCCCGCGGCUGACCAUGUGGCCAAAGAGCUCCAGGACCUGCUGCAAUGGCUGAUGGGUGUCCCCGCCGGCUUAAAAAUGAACCGAGCUUUGGACCAGGUGCUGGGCCGCUUCUUUCUUUACCACAUUCACCUCUGGAUUAGUUACAUCCACCUGAUGUCCCCCUUCAUCGACAUGAUCCUGUGGUACGUCGGUCUGUCGGCCUGCCUGGGCCUGACGGUGGCCAUGGCCAUCCUCUCGGACAUCCUGGCCCUACUGACCUUCCACAUUUACUGCUUCUACGUCUACGGAGCCAGGCUGUAUUGUCUGAAGAUCUACGGCCUCUCCUCCCUGUGGCGCCUGUUUCGAGGGAAGAAGUGGAACGUCUUGAGGCAGCGCGUGGACUCCUGCUCCUACGACCUGGACCAGCUGUUUAUUGGGACUUUGCUGUUUACCAUGCUGCUCUUCCUCCUGCCCACGACAGCCCUCUACUACUUGGCGUUCACCUUGCUCCGACUGCUGGUGGUGGUGGUACAGGGCCUGAUACAUCUCCUCGUGGACCUGAUCAACUCCGUGCCCCUUUACGCCCUCGGCCUGCGGCUCUGCCGGUCCUACAGACUCGCGGCCGGCGUGAAAUUCCGGGUCCUGGAGCAGGAGACCGGCAAGCCCCUCCGCCUGCUGAUGCAGAUCAAUCCCCUGUCUUACGGCAGCGUGGUGCAGACUUACUGGCUCCCCACCUACAGCGGCUGCCCCAAGGACUCCUGGGGCUCCUUGUGCAAGAAGCUGUUUGUCGGCGAGCUCAUCUACCCCUGGAAGCAGAAGGGGGACAAGCAGGACUGAUACAUCCGCGGCCCAAGACCCCUGGCCUGCGGACUUGGCCCGGGCCCCCGCCCCCCCCCCCCACAAUAAUAAUAAUGAUGAUGGCAUUUAUG